Molecule: messenger RNA, 1047 nt
Organism: Closterium sp. Yama58-4
Lineage: Eukaryota; Viridiplantae; Streptophyta; Zygnematophyceae; Desmidiales; Closteriaceae
Source: the annotation of a GenBank genome assembly
AUGCUCUAUUACACAAGUCACAAUGACUUUCUGUGCCUCACGACCAACUCUUCUGGUUCCGCACGCCUGUUCUUCCUCGAGAGACAGCGUGACCCCUUCGGGAAUUUUGAUUGCCUGGGCUUCAAUCCCAGAAAAAUCACGCAGCGCGCACUAUGUGCCUUUCCCUCUAUGGAUCCGAUUGAUCGCGCCUCGUCGCGUCUGCGAGAGCAUGAUAUCACCUAUUUCUACCCCCUCCUGACUCCCCUUUCCCUCGUCGCUCCCGUCAUGGCUAAUACUCAGGGCUUCGAUGCAGUAAUGGCCGACAACGGAGCUCCCGUCCCCUCCGUGAGCGACCUCCUUCCGGACGAGGGCCAGUCGCCGCAGGCCAAAAAGAUAUGCACGGGGGAAACCUCGUCAUCUGCUCGACUUGCUCCAGUGCCCGUCAUGGACCCGACAGCCGACCCUGAAGCGGCUCCGGACCUCACCCUCAACGGAUUGGAGCCCAGUGCUGCGCCCGCUCCGGUGCUGCACGGUCCUUGCCGUCGGCUGCGGCGUAACCGCGACGUCGUCGGUGAGGUUGUACAUAACCUGGUACGCGACACGCAUACGCUGGUCACCAUAAUCUUCCUUGAUAACCUGGCUGAACAGCAUCGCAGCAAAAUCAUCGCUCGAGUUCGUACUGGCUUGCGUCCCGCCUUUUUUACACACUCUAACUGUGUGCCGUCGUUUGAGUCUUCGCCGGGAGAAGUUCUCCGCCUAUCCCGCCGCUCGUACGCGCGCCACGUGUUCCAACUCCCCACCCGGGACGACGCCAGGGGCUUUCGCAAGGCGUUCCCUCUGACCUACCACUACAACGGGGGUGCUGUGGAGCUGAAACUCUACGUGGACCCGGAACCAGACUUCACUGCGGCAAAGGCCCGUGGAGAAACCCACCUCGUGAUCCGGAAUGUUCCCUUCGGCUACUCAGUGAGCGGGGUCCGUCAGCUCCUCACGACGAGCCGCACGCCGGAGGCGCGGAAAUGGCUCUUCGACAUCCGGGCUUUUCACAAGGCCUAUGAUCCGUAUUAA